UGUUCAAGAGCGGGGACAGCAGCAGUCUCAUGCAGUCUGGAGCUUACAUCGUGAAAAGUACAUCAUGUUGGUGAAGGUGAGAUUUGGAGAAACGCAGAAGUAUGUCAAAGUAGCUGAGACUGAAGAUGGUUAUGAUGACUUCAGCACAUUUCUUCAGAAAGUUGUGCUUCAACAUGAUUUAUCAUCUACUUCGCUGGAGUCAACCAUGUCAGACAAUUCAUCUGUGUCAGUUUCUGGAGACUCCUUGCUAGCAUCUUCUGACUCAUCUGAUGCCACAGUGAUUGUUCACACAAACGGAGGGACGAGAACACAUGCUGAACGGGAAGCAGCAAAAGAGAUGGUGAGAAAUGCUCUCCAGGUUAAACCAGGUGGACAGGUUAUUUUGGAUGAAUACGAUAAACUGCGAUCACUGACGGAUGGCACAAGAAGACGUUUGGUAAACCUCCUUGUGGCCAACAUGGUUGAAAUUCAUGGGAUGAUCCCACCAGUCUCUGUGAGAACUAAAUAUGCUUUGGGCAUCAUCUCUCUAUUUCCCAGCCUCAAAGAUCCAUAUUCAGACAAUGGAUAUGAACACUUCUAUGACCAACAGAGUGGAUCUGGCUACUUGGCUUGGAGAAUAAAAACUGUUCAGCGCAACUCGGCAGCUCAGUACCGGAGAUCCUCCACCAGCACAGCCUAUCAAGAUAGUCCAAAGAGAAAGAGAGAGGUUUCCUGCACCGAUAAGCAGCUGCUUGGUGAGGAGUGUCGUGAAAGCGAUAUCCUUUUUGAAAUAUUCAACUGA
Archocentrus centrarchus (flier cichlid) is the source of this 781-nucleotide messenger RNA. RefSeq lists its product as uncharacterized. The transcript has 6 exons. The record is from RefSeq and is a predicted model, not a curated record. Lineage: Eukaryota; Metazoa; Chordata; Actinopteri; Cichliformes; Cichlidae. Bases 65 to 781 code for a protein of 238 amino acids.